Messenger RNA from Kickxella alabastrina, 1363 nucleotides. RefSeq lists its product as uncharacterized. Gene Ontology annotation, molecular function: protein disulfide isomerase activity; protein-disulfide reductase activity. Gene Ontology annotation, biological process: response to endoplasmic reticulum stress. Gene Ontology annotation, cellular component: endoplasmic reticulum lumen. Lineage: Eukaryota; Fungi; Kickxellomycota; Kickxellomycetes; Kickxellales; Kickxellaceae. The transcript is spliced from 2 exons. The coding region runs from base 1 to 1326 and encodes 441 amino acids. The record is from RefSeq and is a predicted model, not a curated record.
AUGGUCGCUUUCAAAGCAAGCAUUAUAUCGCUGGCAGCGGCGGUGUUUGUGGCCAGCCCAGUGCUGGGGAUGUAUGACAAGGGCUCAGCUGUAAAGCAGCUCGGCCCGUCAAACUUUGAGCGGGUGCUGGGAAAAACCUCACAGCCGACGUUUGUCAAGUUCUACGCGCCCUGGUGUGGCCACUGCAAAACCCUGGAGCCUGAGUUUGAGCGCGCUGCCCAGAAAACACAGGGCAUUGCCAGGUUUUACGCCGUGGACUGCGACCAAGACAAGAAUCGCGGGCUGUGCGCACAGUUUGACGUAAAGGGAUUCCCCACGCUCAAGGUUUUUACUGAAAAGCGCACCAAGCGCGGCACGCGCCGGUCGGUCGACUACCAGGGCGAGAGAAAGGCGUCAGCGAUGGCCAAGUACGUGCGCUCGAUGCUGCCCAACUUGAGCAAGAAGCUGGCCUCUGACGAGCUCGAUGGGUUUGUUGCCAGCGGCAAGCUGCCCAAGGCUGUUUUGCUGACCGAACGCGCAAAGACCAGCGAGUUGUGGAAGGGUAUAAGCGCGCAGUUUGACCGCAGAGUGCAGUUUGCGCAUAUUUCAAACCCCGAAAAGAGCGCCCUGGAGCGCCUGGGCGUGAGCGAGCUUCCGGCCAUCGUUGUGUUCCCUAACCCAGCUGACACCAGCUUAUUUAGCGUGUAUAAUGGCGAGACAAAGUAUGCGCCGCUGGCCCAGUUUAUCAGCAGCGCUGUGUCCGAGAAGAAGGCCAAGGUUGAGACAACCGCGAAGCCUGACGUCCAAAUCACUCAAAGCGUAGAAGAAAUUGCAAACCAGGCCGAUCUUGAGCGCCAUUGCAUUAACCCGGCGGACUCCUCGCAGGUGCCCGUUCUAUGCAUCAUUGGAAUUGUGCCUCUGGAACCCGAGUACGAGGAAUCGCGCUCGGAGCACGCACAGGCAAUCAGUGAGCUGCAGGCAGUGCUGGAGCGUCAGCUUACUCGCGAUUCCAAUGCGUCCACAGCAGCUUUUGACGACGACAACGAUGACGAAGAUGAUGGUAAAUCGGAGCAGCAGAGGGAGAGCACUGUUGGAAAGGCCGGCUCUCCGUUCCGCGUAAUCCGCGACAUGUUUGGUCUCUCUGACGACCUCCCAUCGGCUGUUAUCAUCAACCCGCGCAAGAGCGCGUCGGCGCCGUACCGUGGAGUGUUUGCUGGUGAAGAUAUUUUGGAGUGGGCGAAUGCUUGCUACCAGGGUCACCACAUGCGGCGCUUUAUGUUUGACCUUGACAUCAGCAGCACUCAACCAGACAAGAAGGCAGCGGAAGCAGCCCAUGAGGAGCUGUGAUUUUUUCUUUUAUAAAAUCUCUUUUUUUCUAUUGUAG